AUGCAGAACUUGCAAGGAAAUGUAAAAACAGUUGCCACGAAACGUCUUCUGAAAACGUGGGAAUGGCAAAAGCAGACCAUUGGCACCUUCAGGCUCUACAUUCUGGUGAUGGUGCUGCAACCUCAACAAGUUCUCAUGCAUACAAAGAAAACGGACUUUGGUGCUCGACACUGGGAUGGCUUUGGGGGCAAACUGCAGGAAGAAGACACCAUUAAGGACAGCGCUAAGAGGGAGCUGCAGGAAGACAGUGUACUUACAGUGGAUGCAAUGCACAAGGUGAGCCACAUCUUAUUUUAGUUUGUGGGUUCCACCAAGCUGAUGGAUGUAAAUACCUUCUCUAUUGUCCAUGUGCAUGGGAUGCCCACAGAGAGUGACAAAAUGCACCCUCAGCGGUUCCAACUGGACUAGAUUCCCUUUGCAGACAUGUGGCUUGAUAUCAGCUACUGGUAGAAGAAGAAGUUCUGUGGAUACUUCAAAUUCCAGGAUCAGAACACAAUCCUCGACUACUCACUGCAUGAGGUGGAUGACUUCUAUUACAGAGGUCUGACCGGUUAUGGCCACACUCACAAUGACACAAGCUGUCAGGCCGAGGGUACCUAA
Molecule: messenger RNA, 600 nt
Organism: Mesocricetus auratus (golden hamster)
Lineage: Eukaryota; Metazoa; Chordata; Mammalia; Rodentia; Cricetidae
Product: 7,8-dihydro-8-oxoguanine triphosphatase
Biological process (GO): DNA protection
Molecular function (GO): 8-oxo-7,8-dihydroguanosine triphosphate pyrophosphatase activity
Source: RefSeq, a predicted model, not a curated record